Molecule: messenger RNA, 1734 nt
Organism: Necator americanus (New World hookworm)
Lineage: Eukaryota; Metazoa; Nematoda; Chromadorea; Rhabditida; Ancylostomatidae
Exons: 14
Coding region: 1-1734 (577 amino acids)
Molecular function (GO): protein binding
Source: RefSeq, a predicted model, not a curated record
AUGGUCGGUAAGCAAGAAGAUGGAGGAUCGGUAACGACUGGCAUCAGCACACCAGCCUACGCCACCGCCAUCUCAUGCGAAGAAACCGGCCGCAAUUCAAGAUAUAGUGUUACUCUGCCGCCAGAACAGCAACCAGGACCGUCCGCUCCUGUCAUUUCAACUAAGGAUGAAGUUAUCGUUGAAACUAGCGAUGGAGGUUUGUUCCUACUUAGUCGCUGUCGAUUAGCAGCUGAGUCUCACUUCUUUCGCGCUCUGUUUCACGGGUCCUAUUUAGAAUCCAAAGCAAGCCGAGUAAGAUUGACUUGUAUAAACUCGUCCGAUUUUCGGGCGUGCCUUUCACUAACUGCACAUAUGUAUAACGGUACGACGCCAAAAUUUUCAGCGGAAGCCGCCAUGAAUCUUAUGGUUACCGCAUCAUUUCUGCAAAUGAGUUCAUUAAUGGAAGAAUUAAGUAAUACAGUAGUUAAUUGUGUGCAUCCAUCGAAUCGUCUAGCUGCAUAUCGAAAAGCUACUAUACGAAAUGCUCCAUUGGCACAGAGGUUGUGGGCCAGCAUAGUUAAGGAGUUUCGAUUGCACAUGAGUUCCGGUGAUUACGAACGGAUGACGGAGAGCGAAAUUUUAAAAGCUUUAGCCGACGAGCGUCUUGACGUUGGUAGUAGAGAAGAGGAGGCAUUAAUAACAAAUUGGAUUGCUAAAAAUCCGAAAAACAAUGAACGUAUGGUAAGAUUAAAAGCUGAAGCACUUCGGAGGCGAGGAACAGAUUCUCGGCUAGGGCCUGUUGUUCGCGACAGAAUACCAAGAGAAAUAAUCUUAGCAAUAGGUGGUUGGAGCACUGGUGGACCUUCGGACAUUGUUGAGGUGUUUAAUCCAAGAGCACAUUCUUGGGUGGUUCCAGAAUCGACGAUAAGAGAAAUUCCGCGGGCUUAUCAUGGAGCAGUUCUCUGCGAUGAAAAAAUGAUUAUAUUUGGAGGUUUUAACGGGCGAGAAUAUUUCCAACACGCAAAAUUGUUUGACCUUAAUAAGAAGAGCUGGGAAUACGUAGCGAAUAUGCAUGACCGAAGGUGUUAUGUGGCUGCUACUCCAUUUAUUGAUCCGAGCGGAAAAUACCACGUUGUAGCUGCAGGAGGGUACAAUGGAUUUCGACGAUUAAAUUCAGGAGAAAUUUUAAACCUUGAGAGAAACCAUUGGUAUCAUCUUCCUUUUAUGGCGAAGCAAAGAUCGGAUGCAGGUGCUGUUGUCCUGGCAGGACGGCCGACGGUUAUAGGUGGUUUCGACGGCAGGUUAAUCCACAACGAUAUUGAGAUGUUGGAUUUCGAAUCACAGUCAUGGUUAACCGGCUCGUCAGUGAUGCGCUCGGUGCGCACUGGUGUAUCGGCGGUGACGUACGAUUCGAAUGCUGUUAUUGUUGUUGGUGGAUUCAAUGGAGUACGACGUCUAAAGAGUACAGAAUUCUAUGACCAUCGGGUUGGAUUAUGGUAUCCGUUACCAGAUAUGGAGAUCACAAGGUCAAAUUUUGGUAUUGAACUUAUGAAUGGUUCUAUUUAUAUAGCCGGAGGUUUUGACGGAUCAAGGACAACUAAUACAGUAGAAAGAUUCGAUAUGAGAGCUUACAAAUGGGAAACCCUUCCAUCGAUGAGUAUACCGAAAUCGGCACUACGAUUAAUACGAAUCGCCGAUCACGACGCAAUCAAGGGACUCAUCAACUUCCAACCGCAAACAGUCGACUUCAUCUAA